UAAUCGAUAAAUGGUCUGUUCUUUUUAGCUGCACUGCUGAAUAACCGCAAUAAGUUAGAGUGAGACAACUAUAUUUUUUCUCAUUCUAACUUAUUGCACAGUUCAGCACAGUGUAGCUAAAAAGAACAGACCUAUAUUCUUUAUUCAAUGAGAGCUUCCUCCUGAUCUAACCUUUCAACCUCCCUUUUGAGCGGUUUGCUAGCAAGAGAAUCACAGCCGUAAAAGAAUGGAGAACGACACAGGCACCUUAGUCGACUUGUAUAUUCCACGUAAAUGUUCUGCAAGCAACAGAAUUAUACAUGCCAAGGAUCAUGCAUCCAUACAGUUGACUCUAGCAGAUGUUGACCCAGAAACUGGUCGCAUGACCGACUCCCACAAAAUGUAUGCAAUUUGUGGAGCCAUCCGUCGCAUGGGUGAAUCUGACGAUUGUUUAGUACGGCUGACGAAGAAGGAUGGCAUUUUACCUAAAAACUUUUAAUAUAUGUAACCAGUUCAUAUUUUCAAUAAAUUAAAAAUAUA
Messenger RNA from Harpegnathos saltator (Jerdon's jumping ant), 519 nucleotides. RefSeq names its product ribosomal protein S21 (gene RpS21). The record is from RefSeq and is a predicted model, not a curated record. NCBI's taxonomy places the organism in Eukaryota, Metazoa, Arthropoda, Insecta, Hymenoptera, Formicidae. The coding region runs from base 227 to 478 and encodes 83 amino acids. The transcript is spliced from 4 exons. Gene Ontology annotation, cellular component: ribosome. Gene Ontology annotation, biological process: translation. Gene Ontology annotation, molecular function: structural constituent of ribosome.